Molecule: messenger RNA, 2373 nt
Organism: Cladophialophora immunda
Lineage: Eukaryota; Fungi; Ascomycota; Eurotiomycetes; Chaetothyriales; Herpotrichiellaceae
Exons: 2
Coding region: 769-1656 (295 amino acids)
Biological process (GO): mRNA splicing, via spliceosome
Cellular component (GO): U2-type spliceosomal complex
Molecular function (GO): RNA binding
Source: RefSeq, a predicted model, not a curated record
UGUGUACUCCGUAUGCUUCUUUCGCCAGAGCAGGUCUCCGGUCUGAAAGUGACCCCUUUCCGGUCCGAGGGUCUUUUUUCAUUUCUUUAUGCCUUCUGGUCUAUCCCGAUACCAAAAGCAUCGCUCCCAAAAUGCCGCCACCCAUGCCUAACCCCGCAAAGCGGAUGACCGCAAACCCUGCGCGGCCCGUUGCAAGAAUCAGAAGAGGAACAACAGCGACCGCCACCCCAGAGGAAGCCGCAGACUGCCAGACCGCAGCCGCCGAGGGCCCAACAGCCUACACAAGAGGAAAGCGAUGAGGAUGACGAGGAAGGUUUUGUUACGGACGAGGAAGAUGGCGCAAAUGCUACGACGACGACAAAAACAGUGCCACAGCUAGUGAAGGGCACAAUCCCUUCGGCCAGACAAGCCCCGAUAAAACAAGAAUUUACAAGAGACGACUCCGAGGAGGACGAGGAAUCUGAAGCAGAGGAGUCCUCAGAGGAUGAGGAGGAAGAGGAGAGUUCAUCAGAAGAAGAGGAGCCCCGGCGGAAGUUCCAACGCCCGACAUUCAUCAAGAAGUCGGAUCGGAAACCUCCCCCACAAGCCUCCGACGCCCGUCCUGCUGCGGCCACGAACGGCGCAAACCCCAAUCCGGAAGUAGACACCCAAACUCGUCGUCUAGCCCAAGCCGAGCUUCUAAUCAAAGACAAGCUCGAACGCGACGCGCUAGCCCGCGCCCAGGGCAAAAAAGCAUGGGACGACGACGACGAACUGGUGCCUGAGUCAAUGGUGGACGAUACUGACGGCAUUGACCCUGCAGCCGAAUACGCAGCUUGGAAACUUCGGGAACUGAAGCGUCUGAAGCGAGACCGAGAGGCACUGAUCGCGCGGGAAAAGGAGCUUGAAGAAAUCGAACGGCGGCGCAAUUUGACAGCAGAGGAGAGGGAGAAGGAAGACAAGGAAUACCUGGAAAGACAGAAGCAGGAGCGCGAGGGAGGCCGUUCGGAGGCCGCGUUUCUGGCGCGAUAUCAUCAUAAAGGUGCAUUCUUCCAAGGCGACGAGACGGCGGAGCUGCUGAAGAGGAGAGAUGUCAUGGGCGCACGGUUCGAGGAUCAGGUUACUGACAAGUCGACCUUGCCCGAGUACAUGCGGCUGAGAGACAUGACGAAACUGGGGAAGAAGGGAAGGACGAGGUACACGGACCUGAAAGGGGAGGACACUGGCCGGUUUGGAGAGGAUGUGAAAAGAUGGAAGGGCAGCGGUGGCGCCGGCAGGGGAGGGCCGGGAAGCGGGACAGGAGCGUUCGACACGAGAGGCCUGGACGAGCGGUUCUUGCCCGACGAUGACCGCGGAGGAGGGAGGGCCGGUCCCACAGGCGCGAAUGCAAGUGCCGUUGCGUCCCGACGCGAUCGAGACACGGAGAGGGACGGAGACGGGAACAAGGACAGAGACUCGUAUCGAGACUCCUACCGGCCCCGAGACAGAGGUCGCGAUCAUCGGGAUGACAGAGACAGAGACCGGGACAGAGACCGACGGAAGCGAUCAUAUUCCCGCUCCAGAUCGCGCUCUCGCUCCCGAUCCCGGUCUCCUCGACGGCGCAAGAGGGAGCAUUCGUACGAGCGAGACUCGCGGGAUCGCGAACCCUACCGACGAGAGAACCGCGCGAGGGUUUGAGGCAUGUGCGGACGGGCACGCACGGCGAACAGAUGCUUUCAGGAGACUUUUCUUGAUAUUGUCAUGCUCGAGGGAUUGCGAGGGAUCGUCCGUCGUCGGCUUGCCUUGACCUGACUGCCCUUAGUGGAGGUGUGAAGAAGCCAAAAAAAAAAGGCGCCGUGAACAUACUUGUACUACUUUCCGCGUCAGAAACGCAACCGACCCUCUCGAGAACGAACUUGCAGGGCCUUUCCUUCCUCCACAGAGGGCGAGCAUCAGAAUCGAUCCGAAGUGCUCUCAAUGCGAAUAUGUACCUCUGUGUUCUCGGGAGGAGCCAUGAUUGGAUUCCUUCUUUUUCUCGGGUCAGCAUAUGGGCUGUAGCUGCCCACUCAAGUGACGACUGUGUACUCCCACCGCCCCCCCCCGGUCUCGUCAUGGCUCACCGCCACGAGUAUAUACAGUAAUGUAGCUCGAGCAGACAGACCUUCACGCCUGCUGUCUGGCAUCCUGCUUCGGCCAAGUUCCUACCAAAGCACGGGUCACACAGGUCAUGAAUGCCCUCACCGUCCUGCUCACUCAUCUCACCAGAUCUCGGCCUCACUCAGGGGCGUUGGGACAAUGACAGGACCAUGCAAACGAACUGGUGUUUGCACACCUCGUCCCGGAAGAUAUAAAGAUGCCCGGACUCCCCCCCUCUGCUUCGGCGACUCAAUCCCCCGCGCUAUAUCUUCAUAUCCC